CAGACAUAGUGGCCUGUGAUGUUACAGACCCCGAUGGGAACCACUUUCAGGUGAUGGAAGAUGGACAGGUAUUAGUGUUGAACUAUAUCCCUGCUCCAAGUACACUUAAAGAGGGUGAGGAGGAGGAGCCAGAGGAGGAGGACAGAGAAAGGGCCAGGAUACAUGUUCAACACAGAGAACAUUGUCCCAGGCUGUUUCUGGUGCAUGAGGACGGCUCUGGUACUGAACUGCUGAGCUCUCAGACCGUUGAGGAGCUGCUCUACCAGGCUUACUCUGACCCCACCAUCGCACUGCUGAAGGAGCCACUGCCGGACACACAAGAUGAGUUUGGCAUCACCAUCCUUAAGCCUAGCCAUCAGAGCGUGUGGUCCCAGUGGUUGCUAGGGAAACAGAACCCGGACAUCACCCCUCCCAACCUCAAAAACCGCAGCUGGCAUGAUUUCCCUCAAACAGAGAGAGUGAGCCCGGGUCCUCCGUUUGGUACCCACAUGGGUCUAGGUUUGUUUCUGAGAGAGAGGUCCGCUGGCUCAGCAGCACAGCGUCAACCCGCCAGGAGCAGCCCUAAAGUCCUGGAGACGAGGGAGCUGUACCAGCACCGACCAAUCAACACACCACUCAGAAAUACUGUGGACUCACGACUGAAGGAUUACCUAGAGAGUUUGAUGGAGACGGAGCAGCGUUCAGAGGAGAUGAAGGUCAAAGACCCUCGCACUGAGGAGGAGAGCGCUCAUGCCAGCGAUCUGCUCAAUCUGGUCCUGUCUUUUGCAGAAGAAGAUACUGGAGGUCACACCUUUGACAAGAGGACUUCAGAGGAUAUAGCCAACCUGUACAGCCAAGGAGUCGGAGCUCUAGUUGAGCAGUCGGAUGUUUCAAGAGACACAGUCACAGUAGCUAAUGAGAGUUUUAUAAAUGGCAAAGAGUCUACAUGGACUAAAAGACUUGCACAGCACAGACAGGAGAAGUGUGAGGAUGAGGCUUAUAGAAAGUCUCUGAGGACAAAAAGCAUUGUUCCUUUUUUCUACCCAGAAAAUAUCCAAUUGUAUCAGGAGCUUCUCCAGCACCAAACACCAGACAUGAGGAGUCUAUCCAUGGAUCUCCCUCCGAUCCCCCGCUCAGACAGUGCUGAAGACUUCCUGAAAGACGCCCCACAGGAGAACACCCCACGACCCUUAAACCCAACACCCUCUCAAUCGGCAAGUCAUGCAGCAGGAAGUGAGAGGAGGCUUAAGGAAAGACCCAGCAACCCCACGCCUCACAGUGCUGGGGAACGCAGUGUGAGGGGUUCACCUGGGCAAAGCAAGUCGGUUCAGCUGGAUGUGACUGGAAAACUCAGAAGGACUAAAGUCAGACUCCCAACCUCUAUCCUCACCUCUAAACCUCGCAGCAUACCAAAUCAACAGUUCCUAUCAGUGGAGGAGCCGGUGAGGAGGAAGUGUCGGACUAUUUCUCUGACUGAUCCGAGUGUCAUAGCAAGGGGAUUCCAGCUGCUCCCCUCCACUGUUGACUUUGGCACUCUGCAGGAGGGCACCUCCUCUGCAAUUACUGUGGUGAUGAAGAACGUGGGUGCUGACACUUGCAGGUUCCAUGUGAAACAGCCUCCUGCUGCUACAGGCCUCCGUGUCAUCUACAACCCUGGGCCUGUGAGUUUCCAGCUGGGUGUAAUGAUUAAAUGU
This is a messenger RNA of Notothenia coriiceps (black rockcod), 1673 nucleotides long. RefSeq names its product sperm-associated antigen 17-like. Gene Ontology annotation, cellular component: axonemal central apparatus. The transcript is spliced from 16 exons. The record is from RefSeq and is a predicted model, not a curated record. NCBI's taxonomy places the organism in Eukaryota, Metazoa, Chordata, Actinopteri, Perciformes, Nototheniidae. Gene Ontology annotation, biological process: epithelial cilium movement involved in extracellular fluid movement; axonemal central apparatus assembly. The annotation marks the transcript as partial.